AUGAUAAGGGGAUUUUCGGCCAUUAAAUGUGUGGCGGAGGCCGCGCACGCGCUGGUGCGGCUGGCGCAGUGUAAGUACCGCGCACGGGCCCCUUGGCGAUCGCAUGGCUUUGCACGCCGCUUUGCACGCUUCUUUAUUGACCCCAUCGCGACGUACACCCCCGCGCCGGGCCGGGGGGAAACUGGAAUCGGCGCAGUACCCGCGCACGCCAGAUCCCCCCUCGGGCGCGGACACGGUACAGGCCUCACGGAGACCGCGCGGCUGCUGCAGAACGUUCGCAGCGUGUUCGGGCGGCGCUCGGCCACGCGGGUCAACGCGGAGCUCGAACUGUCCCAUGGGUUCGCCUUCUCGCAAGAGGAGGGCGGCACCGUCUCGCAGGCGGACGUCAUCCGCGCGUACGACACCAGCCAGCCGAGGCAGGCGCGCUCC
Molecule: messenger RNA, 429 nt
Organism: Iphiclides podalirius (scarce swallowtail)
Lineage: Eukaryota; Metazoa; Arthropoda; Insecta; Lepidoptera; Papilionidae
Source: the annotation of a GenBank genome assembly